Molecule: messenger RNA, 1305 nt
Organism: Gasterosteus aculeatus aculeatus (three-spined stickleback)
Lineage: Eukaryota; Metazoa; Chordata; Actinopteri; Perciformes; Gasterosteidae
Product: fructose-1,6-bisphosphatase 1
Biological process (GO): gluconeogenesis; fructose metabolic process; fructose 1,6-bisphosphate metabolic process
Cellular component (GO): cytosol; cytoplasm
Molecular function (GO): fructose 1,6-bisphosphate 1-phosphatase activity
Source: RefSeq, a predicted model, not a curated record
CACGCUCACCUCGCCUGCUUCAGCCAUUAGGUCCCAGUCCCGAUCCCACGCCUGACCGCACGAUGUCCGACCGAGGAGCCUUCGACACCGACGUGCAGACCCUCACCAGGUUUGUCCUGGAGGAGGGCAGGAAGGCCCAGGGAACCGGUGAGCUCACCAACCUGAUCAACUCCAUCUGCACCGCCGUCAAAGCCAUUUCCACCGCCGUCAGGAAGGCCGGGAUCGCUAACCUGUACGGCAUCGCCGGCAGCACCAACGUGACGGGGGACCAGGUGAAGAAGCUGGACAUCCUGUCCAAUGACCUGGUCAUCAACAUGAUCAAGUCGUCCUUCACCUCCUGCGUGCUGGUGUCAGAGGAAGACGAGAGGGCCAUCAUCGUGGAACCAGACAAGCGGGGGAAGUACAUCGUGUGCUUUGACCCCCUGGAUGGAUCCUCAAACAUCGACUGCCUCGUCUCCAUUGGGACAAUUUUCGCCAUCUACAAGAAGACCACGGACGGUGAACCCUGUGAGAAGGAUGCUCUGCAGCCCGGCAGGAACCUGGUGGCUGCUGGUUACGCUCUGUACGGCAGCGCCACCAUGAUGGUGCUGUCCACUGGUCAGGGAGUCAACUGCUUCAUGCUAGACCCCUCAAUUGGUGAGUUCAUCUUGGUGGACCGAGACGUGAAGAUCAAGAAAAGGGGAAAGAUCUACAGCUUGAACGAAGGAUAUGCACAGCAUUUCUACCCGGACGUGACCGAGUACUUAAAAAAGAAGAAAUUCCCAGAGGAUGGCUCUGCUCCGUACGGCAGCCGAUACGUUGGUUCCAUGGUAGCUGAUGUGCAUCGUACUCUGGUGUACGGAGGGAUCUUUUUAUAUCCCGCUAACGUCAAGAGUCCCAAGGGCAAGCUGAGGCUGCUGUAUGAAUGCAACCCCAUGGCCUUCAUCAUGGAGCAGGCGGGGGGCGUGGCCACCACGGGAUCCGUGAACGUUCUGGACAUCCAGCCCACCAACAUCCACGAGCGGGUUCCCAUCGUCCUGGGGUCCCCCGAUGACGUGCAGGAGUACAUUUCCAUCUGUAAAAAGCAUCACAAAUGAGUUCUACUUUUGAAUUCAGCAGGUUUGCGCUGAACGUCGUGAAGCAGGACGACGGGAGGCUCCAUGUGGACAUUCAUUGUUUGGUGCUUUCUCCUCAUUCCCUCAACCGAUGAAGGAACCUGGAGCCCCACUGAGCCUAAACAGCCUGUAUGUGUCUAAUCCGUUAUGGCCUCUGUAAGUGUUAUUUGUAGACACCCUGUAUUUUUUAAAUUAAAGGCUGAUGACAAGA